Messenger RNA from Anopheles merus, 1761 nucleotides. Its product is annotated as odorant receptor Or2. Bases 458 to 1594 code for a protein of 378 amino acids. The record is from RefSeq and is a predicted model, not a curated record. Gene Ontology annotation, cellular component: plasma membrane. Gene Ontology annotation, molecular function: odorant binding; olfactory receptor activity. Gene Ontology annotation, biological process: detection of chemical stimulus involved in sensory perception of smell; sensory perception of smell. The transcript is spliced from 7 exons. Lineage: Eukaryota; Metazoa; Arthropoda; Insecta; Diptera; Culicidae.
CUGUAGCUGCAAGCUUCCAUCGCCGUGACGUGCUGGAAAUGGUUCAACAUACUCGCCCGGGCAGACCGAAGACGACGAACUGUGGAAUGUCCCUGGAAAUGUAAUGAGAUAUCACAGCAAGCGAACCCAAACCGAACUGUGCGCUUUGUGUUGCGCUUUAAAAAUGGCCCUUCCUUCACCGCAUCUGCUUGAUUUCUCACGCUUUCCUAGGAAAUCCAGUGACCACUGGCCACACAUCAACCACUGGAGUUGGAGCUUCAGUGUCCAGUGAAGCAUAUAAUUUGCUCAAAAAGUCACGGUACUCAAUUAAUUUGAUUAUAAUCAAUUUCGUGGCUUCCAACACACGCUCCAUCGACAGUCCAUCGCCGUGUGAGUGAGUAUAAAGGUGAAGAAACGUACCUUGUGCUUGCUCACUAACCGACCCGGAUUUCAAAAACGAACAUAAACCGCACCGAAGAUGCUGAUCGAAGAGUGUCCGAUAAUUGGUGUCAAUGUGCGAGUGUGGCUGUUCUGGUCGUAUCUGCGGCGGCCGCGGUUGUCCCGCUUUCUGGUCGGCUGCAUCCCGGUCGCCGUGCUGAACGUGUUCCAGUUCCUGAAGCUGUACUCGUCCUGGGGCGACAUGAGCGAGCUCAUCAUCAACGGAUACUUUACCGUGCUGUACUUUAACCUCGUCCUCCGAACCUCCUUUCUCGUGAUCAAUCGACGGAAAUUUGAGACAUUUUUUGAAGGCGUUGCCGCCGAGUACGCUCUCCUCGAGAAAAAUGACGACAUCCGACCCGUGCUGGAGCGGUACACACGGCGGGGACGCAUGCUAUCGAUAUCGAACCUGUGGCUCGGCGCCUUCAUUAGUGCCUGCUUUGUGACCUAUCCUCUGUUUGUGCCCGGGCGCGGCCUACCGUACGGCGUCACGAUACCGGGCGUGGACGUGCUGGCCACCCCGACCUACCAGCUCGUGUUUGUGCUGCAGGUUUACCUUACCUUUCCCGCCUGCUGCAUGUACAUCCCGUUCACCAGCUUCUACGCGACCUGCACGCUGUUUGCGCUCGUCCAGAUAGCGGCCCUAAAGCAGCGGCUCGGACGCUUGGGGCGCCACAGCGGCACGGUGGCUACGACCGGACACAGCCCGAGCGCACUGUUCGCCGAGCUGAAGGAGUGUCUAAAGUAUCACAAACAAAUCAUCCAAUACGUUCAUGAUCUCAACUCACUCGUCACCCAUCUGUGUCUGCUGGAGUUCCUGUCGUUCGGGAUGAUGCUGUGCGCUCUGCUGUUUCUGCUAAGCAUUAGCAAUCAGCUGGCACAGAUGAUAAUGAUUGGAUCGUACAUCUUCAUGAUACUCUCGCAGAUGUUUGCCUUCUAUUGGCAUGCGAACGAGGUACUGGAGCAGAGCCUAGGCAUUGGCGAUGCCAUUUACAAUGGAGCGUGGCCAGACUUUGAGGAACCGAUAAGGAAAAGGUUGAUUCUAAUUAUUGCACGUGCCCAGCGACCGAUGGUGAUUAAAGUCGGCAACGUGUACCCGAUGACGUUGGAAAUGUUUCAAAAAUUGCUCAACGUGUCCUACUCCUACUUUACACUGCUGCGCCGAGUGUACAACUAAACCUAACCGACAAACAAAUAAAAAUCCCCUCAUCACCAUGCAAAGACAGCAAGCAGCCGAUCAUCAAACACCAUUAGCAGCCACAAAGUUACCAGCCGCUUAUCCCACGGGAUUUGGUGGAAAGUUAUUGCACUGAAGCUUCUUCACCCAAAUCUUCAUGCAAACCA